AUGAAGCUCCGUGGUGUGAUCCUGGGCGCUCUGCUCCUCCUGCCUCUGGCGGGUUGCGGCAGCACAGCCAAGACCUCCGCCAUCGACCUGCGCACCUUCAUCGGCUGUGCCGUGCGCGAGUUCACCUUCCUGGCCAAGAAGCCUGGCUGCAGGGGGCUGCGGGUGACAACGGACGCAUGCUGGGGACGCUGCGAGACCUGGGAGAAGCCAGUGCUGGAGCCGCCGUACAUUGAGUCUUACCACCGCGUCUGCACCUACAACGAGACCAAGAUGGUGACGGUGAAGCUGCCCAAGUGUGCCCCCAACGUGGACCCCUUCUACACCUACCCCGUGGCCAUCCGCUGCGACUGCGACAUCUGCUCCACUGCCACGACUGAGUGUGAAACCGCCUGA
Messenger RNA from Mesitornis unicolor (brown roatelo), 393 nucleotides. It is a transcript of the gene GPHB5, whose product is annotated as glycoprotein hormone beta 5. Gene Ontology annotation, cellular component: extracellular region; cytoplasm. Lineage: Eukaryota; Metazoa; Chordata; Aves; Mesitornithiformes; Mesitornithidae. Bases 1 to 393 code for a protein of 130 amino acids. Gene Ontology annotation, biological process: G protein-coupled receptor signaling pathway; regulation of thyroid hormone receptor signaling pathway. The record is from RefSeq and is a predicted model, not a curated record. Gene Ontology annotation, molecular function: hormone activity. The transcript is spliced from 2 exons.